Messenger RNA from Linum tenue, 1520 nucleotides. Lineage: Eukaryota; Viridiplantae; Streptophyta; Magnoliopsida; Malpighiales; Linaceae. The record is from the annotation of a GenBank genome assembly.
UGCUCACUGCAGAUUGGCGAAAUGUCGGUUGGUGGCAAAUACCGACUUAUUAGUUAUAUCGUUCGUGGAAUCGAACAUAUUACAGAGGAUCGAAUUGAAAUUGUUAAAGGGACAUCAAUUAGCUGCCAAAAAACCAAGGGCAAAAAAAAAAAAAAAAUCAGAUCAAACCAAAAAAAAUGUCAGUAUGGACUCGCCGGUUCCUUUACAUACCCACCACCAUCCGCCUUUCUGCAUCACUCCCCUUCUCCUCCUCCUCUUCUUCUUCUUCUUCUUCUUCUUCUUCUUCUUCCUUCCCUCGGAAUUCACGAUUCUUUCCUUCGGCGUCCCUCAUCUUCCGAUCCACUCGCUCUGCGAUUCUCCAAAGGGCCUUUUCUUCCUCCGCCGCCGGCGCAACCACCGCCAUGGGUGACGCUCCCGAUGCUGGCAUGGACGCUGUCCAGCGACGUCUCAUGUUUGAAGACGAGUGCAUUUUGGUGAAUGAGGAUGAUAAGGUCGUGGGACAUGAUUCCAAGUAUAACUGUCAUUUGUGGGAAAAUAUCGAGAAGGGCAAUGCAUUGCACAGAGCUUUUAGUGUGUUUCUGUUCAACUCUAAGUAUGAGCUGCUCCUUCAGCAACGAUCGGCAACAAAGGUGACUUUCCCCCUUGUUUGGACAAACACUUGUUGCAGCCAUCCUUUGCAUCGAGAGUCCGAGCUCGUGGAUGAAGAAUCUCUUGGUGUGAGGAAUGCUGCCCAAAGGAAGCUUCUGGAUGAACUCGGUAUUCCUGCUGAGGAUGUGCCGGUAGAUCAAUUCAUGCCCCUGGGACGAAUGCUGUACAAGGCCCCUUCUGAUGGGAAGUGGGGAGAGCACGAACUUGAUUACCUGCUCUUCAUUGUUCGUGACGUGAACGUGAACCCAAACCCAGACGAGGUGGCGGAAAUCAAGUACGUGAACCGGGAGGAGCUGCGAGAACUGUUGAGGAAAGCAGAUGCAGGCGAGGGAGGCUUGAAACUGUCCCCAUGGUUCAGGCUAGUUGUGGACAACUUCUUGUUCAAGUGGUGGGAUCAGGUGGAGAAGGGAACGCUCAAGGAUGCAGCUGACAUGAAAAUUCACAAGCUUGAAUGAGAGAGAUUUUGAGGGGGCCAUGUCUAGUUUGAGUUUUAAGGUUUAGCUUCAAAAUUUUCGACCCAGAUUUGCAAGUUUCAUUAUACCAAUAAGUCUGGCAGGAUCUCAGUUGGUGUACUUGAUUUUGUGUGGGACUUUUUUUUUCUACUCUAGGAGUUGGUGGCUUUAAUGACUCUAGGACUCAUGUGAUAUGAUUCGUUGAUGGUCAUGAUGGAGCUUAAUGUAUUGUUAAUUGAGUUAAAAGGGUACUUAUUAUGCUUUGUAUUACUGUAGGUUUAAUAUAUGGAUCUGAGUUCUUUUCUUAAAACAUCUUGUUAAAGUUGAUCUUUUAUCUAACUUUUGAUCACACCUGUCAUUUGGGAUCUCAUCACACUUCUUCCACACUCCAAUGAGAAAAGGUUGAUUACUCUCUGAUUC